AAUCUGUUCGUAGAUCGUUACUGUUGGAUGAACCGGUAUAUUUUGACCGUGAGACUGACGAAAGCAGAUAUUGCUCGCCUGCAAAACCUUUGCCUGUGGGCAGUUGAUUUUGGAGAAUCUGAAGAGAGCAGAAUUCUUUGGAGGCUUUGAAUCACCGUCGCGGUUUCAAUCCCAAUUUCUAUAGGCUGUUACUUUGUUCUUCUUCAAUGGGAGCGAGUCGAAAGCUCCAAGGUGAGAUUGAUCGAGUAUUGAAGAAGGUUCAGGAGGGUGUCGACCUCUUCGAUAGCAUUUGGAACAAGGUUUACGACACUGACAAUGCGAACCAGAAAGAAAAGUUCGAGGCAGAUUUGAAGAAGGAAAUAAAGAAACUCCAGAGGUACAGAGACCAAAUUAAGACAUGGAUCCAGUCCAGUGAAAUUAAGGACAAGAAGGUUAGUGCCUCUUAUGAGCAGGCUCUGAUGGAUGCUCGGAAGCAAAUUGAGCGUGAAAUGGAACGAUUCAAAAUAUGUGAGAAAGAAACAAAGACCAAAGCAUUUUCGAAAGAAGGCUUAGGCCAACAACCAAAGACGGAUCCAAAGGAAAAGGCUAAAUCAGAGACAAGAGAUUGGUUGAAUAAUGUGGUUGGGGAGCUGGAAAAUCAAAUUGACAUAUUUGAGGCUGAACUGGAGGGACUAACUGUCAAAAAAGGGAAAACAAGGCCACCAAGAUUGAUUCAUUUGGAGGCAUCCAUUGUUCGACACAAGGCCCAUAUAAUGAAGUUAGAGCUGAUCCUGAGAUUGCUGGAUAAUGAUGAGUUGAGCCCAGAACAAGUCAAUGAUGUUAAAGAUUUCCUGGAUGACUAUGUGGAGCGCAAUCAGGAGGACUUUGAUGAGUUUGAUGAUGUAGACGAGCUUUAUAGCUCCCUACCAUUAGACAAAGUGGAAUCUCUUGAAGAACUAGUCGUCAUUGGCCCCCCUGGGCUUGCCAAGGGCCUUACUGCUGCUAGUGCCACAUUAAGCUUGAAAUCAUCUAUAGCUGCAUCACCUGGUCAAGUAUCGGCAGCAGUAACAUCUUCUGUCGAACAAGGAGGUUCUACUCAGGAGCAAGCAGAGGAUAUUGCUACCGAGGAUAGUGCGUCUGACAUGGUUGCCCGGACCCCACCUUCUAAAUCUGGUGUGGUUGGCUCUUCUGCUCCAACAACUCCUUCAGGCAGCUAUGUGAUUCCCAGUGCUACCAUUUUGUCCCCUAGGAACGUAGCUAAUGCCACAAAAGAUGAGGAGAUACCGGGUUUCCCUGACCGGAAACCUUCACCAGCAAUUUCUGAAAGUGGAUUACGAAGUGUUAGUAGAGGUGGCCUCCCUAGUCAGCCUGCAGUUAAUAUUUUGCUUGGCUCAAGUAGUUCAACUUCCACCAAUGGUACUCUUGGUGCUAUUCCUUCUUCUCCUGAAGUAGCAAAGAGAAAUAUUUUAGGAUCAGAUGAAAGACUUGGGACUGGUGGGGUUGGACAGCCUCUAGUUUCCCCCUUGGCCAACAGAAAUAUCUUGUCACAAACUACUAAGUCGAGUGAUGUAAUGGGAUCGACUGACAUUGGUAAUGUUAGCGAUCCCAACAUCAUGUCUGGUAGGGUUUUCUCUCCUUCCAUUGUACCUGGAAUGCAAUGGAGGCCCGGAAGUUCCUUUCAGAAUCAAAAUGAACUGGGGCAAUUCCGUGGAAGAACUGAAAUCGCUCCGGAUCAGAGGGAGAAAUUUUUGCAGAGAUUUCAGCAGGUACAACAACAACAAGGUCAGAAUAACAUUCUCAACAUGCCCACACUUGGUGGUGGAAACCACAAGCAGUUCUCCUCCCAGCAACAGAAUCCACUAUUAACACAGUUCACUUCUCACAGCCCAUCUGUGUUACCUCAACAUGGCUUGGGUUUUGCAACCCAAGCAGCUAAUGCUAAUAGUGCUCCGUCUCCUGCAUCAUCACAACAACACCCUGGUGUGAUCCAUCAACCAACUAACCAACACAAUUUGAUAUCAACAGCAUCUAGAGAUUCUGAAGUCAGUCAUCCAAAAGGAGAAGAGUGUCACCAACAACAUGCCCUUCCUGAAGAUUCUGUAGAUGCUGCUCCAUCCCCUGGCCCUGGGAAGAAUGAGGAUGAUUUGAAGGUUUAUGCAUCAGAUGCGCCCAAUCUAUCACAGAGUGGAGUUAGCAGCAGCAAUUUUGCAGAGCAAUCACAAAUGCCACGGGAUACAGAUCUCUCUCCUGGUCAACCAUUCCAAUUGAAUCAACCAUCAGGAAACCUUGGAGUCAUUGGCCGCAGAAGUGUUUCAGAUCUUGGUACGAUCGGUGAUAACUUGAGUUCGUCACCUUCUUCUAAUUCUGGAGGAUUGUAUGACCAGUUACAUAACUUGCAAAUGCUCGAGUCUGCUUUUCACAAGCUUCCUCAACCUAAAGAUUCAGAGCGUGUUAAGAGUUAUAGUCCGAAACAUCCAGUAUUGACACCUCCAAGCUACCCCCAAGUUCAGGCACCCAUUGUUAAUAACCCUGCCUUCUGGGAACGCCUUGGAGCUGAUAACUUUGGCACUGACACCUUAUUCUUUGCUUUUUACUACCAACAGAAUACUUAUCAACAAUACCUUGCUGCAAAGGAGCUGAAGAGACAAGCUUGGAGAUACCACAGGAAGUACAACACUUGGUUUCAGCGGCAUGAAGAACCGAAAAUAGCUACUGAUGAUUACGAGCAGGGGACUUAUGUUUACUUUGAUUUCCAUAUAGCCAAUGAUGAACAGCAUGGAUGGUGCCAGAGGAUCAAGACGGAGUUCACAUUUGAAUACAAUUAUCUUGAAGAUGAUCUCAUGGUUUAAAAUCUUCUUGAAAAGUUCAUGAUAAUUCGCUGUUGGCUUUUGCUGUUCUGCGUGAUUGAGCUGUUAAAAGUGUCUGAAAUGUUUGGAUUCUGCAAAAGAGAAACUUCUUUAUCAAGCCUCUAUCACUAGGGCCUAUGAGUAUAUGACAUGACCCUAAAUUCAAAAAGGGCCUCUACGCCCUCUAGUCUUAGGUCAAGUAAUAUUUUUUUUCCCAAAAGGAUUGAGUUUUGAAUAUAUUAAUGUACUCCAUAUUAUAUCCAUCUGCUGUUUCAUGUGUGAA
Cuscuta europaea is the source of this 3108-nucleotide messenger RNA. Lineage: Eukaryota; Viridiplantae; Streptophyta; Magnoliopsida; Solanales; Convolvulaceae. The record is from the annotation of a GenBank genome assembly.